AGAAUCCUCCUCUGCCGCAUGCGCAGUCCGCACUACGGCCCGAAGGCGUUGGUGGUUGGUGACCGUACGAGGAUGCGUCGCACUCCGGCAGCAUCAGUACCAGCUCCGCCGUGCUAAUAAGCCAAAAACCCGGGCGACGGAGGACUAAAACGGGCGGUGUUUGCGGCUAGAGUGGCGCCGGAGCAUCGGAGCGGCGACAUGGGAGACCAGAAGGAGUCUCUGCGUAAGAUCACCCACACGCUGGCGCUGAAGAAUGAGGAGAUUUCCAACUUCGUCUGCACUCUGAAGCAGAGCCUCGACAACUUGGAGGCGAACUCCAACAGAGUCCAGGCGGACCUGGAGUCGGAGUUCACCUCCCUCCACUCUAUUCUGGACGAGAUGAAGGAAAGCAUGCUGACGCGCAUCAAGCAGGAGAGAGCCAGCCGCACGUACGAGCUGCAGAGUCAGCUGAGCGCCUGCUCCAAAGCCCUGGAGAGUUCGGAGGAGCUGCUGGAGGUGGCCAAUCAGACGAUGUGCUCCUCUGAGACGGACGGUUUCAACCAGGCGGCCAAAGACAUUAAGGAUAGCGUGACAAUGGCUCCAGCCUUUCGCCUCUCCCUCAAGGCUAAAGCCAGUGACAACAUGAGUCACUUGAUGGUGGAUUUCAGCCAGGAGAGGGGGAUGUUGCAGAGCCUCAAGUUUCUCCCAGUUCCCGCCACUCCUGAGAUCCAGCUGUCAGAGUGCCAGGUGUGCGAUAACACCGUGACCAUAGCGUGGACGCUGCCGGAGCCCGACAGCAAGAUAGACCACUACAUACUAGAGCAUCGACGCACAAAUCACGAGGGCCCACCGCGCAUCAGAGAGGACUACCCCUGGAUGGUGUUGGAGGGGAUAAAAGAGAUGGAACACACACUCACAGGUCUGCGCUUCGACACCCGCUACAUGACGUUCAGAGUGAGAGCGUGUAACAAGGCGGUGGCAGGAGAGUUCUCUGAGCCGGUAACACUAGAAACACACGCCUUCACCUUCAAGCUGGACGCUGCUUCGUCCCACCAGAACCUGAAGGUGGAGGACUUGAGUGUGGAGUGGGACAGCAGCGGAGGAAAGAUACAGGAAAUGCGUAAGGAAAAGAAUCGAACCAACUCCCCGAUGCACUCUCCAGCCAGAUCAGCCCUGAUGUCACCUAAGAGAGCACCGACAGCCCGGCCCGGCAGAGACAGAUUCACAGCGGAGUCCUACACAGUUCUGGCUGACACCAUGAUUGAUGCUGGCCAGCAGUACUGGGAGGUGAAGUUUGACAAGGAGAGCAAAGCCUUCGCCGUGGGCGUCGCCCUGCGGAGCCUCGGCCGAUUCGACCAGCUGGGGAAAAGCAGCGCCUCUUGGUGCAUCCACCUGAACAACUGGCUGCAGCAGAGCCUCACAGCCAAGCACAACAACAAGGCUCGGACGCUGGACUGUCCCAUCCCAAACAGAAUAGGUGUCUACGUCAACUAUGACGAAGGUGUUCUGUCUUUCUACAACGCCAAAACUAAACAGCUGAUGCACACCUUCAAAACCAAGUUCCAGCAGCCAGUCAUACCAGCUUUCAUGGUGUGGAACGGCAGCUUCUCGGUCGUGACGGGCCUGCAGGUUCCCAGUAUUGUGCAGAGCGGCCAGAGGAAGAACAGCGGCACCAGCAGCUCCAACGCCAGCCUCACCUAGACACCUCCACUCAUCCGGCUGCUGGACGCCUCCCAGCGCUCCUCGACCACAGUCACCGCUGCAGAACGUCACCUCUGCCCUGGCUGCGGUCCAAGCCAUAUCAUGGAAGAGUUACUUCACUGGAAAAUGAUGGUUCAGCCUGUUCCACAUACGGUGUUUGCGUUGCAUGAUGACCAAAAAAUAGUUGUGGGAACGAGUGAGUCAUCCGGGCUGUCAGUGACAGAAUUCUUCAGAUGUAUGACUCUGGCUGUUGUGAUUUGCUCGGGACAUGUUAGCUGUAGUCUUACUAGUUUUCCUUCUCUCGACACGUUCAUUUAGCACUGGCCCACUGCUGCUAGAGCAAUGGUUUAGCGCUGGCCGCUGCCCUUCAUUUCCUCUCCUUCACCAAAACUGUCAGUAGUACUGUCGAUGCAGCCAGCUGCAGGCCUGUCCUGUCUGCUCUCUCCCUGUGCCUUCCUCCUCAUUUCCAAACUGAUCAGCCAAAUCUGGUGAUCCGCACCAACAUGCUGGUAUCUCACAGCAAGAAAUGGCCUCCCUUUUAUCAAGUUAAAGCAAUGUAUCGUGUCGGUGUCGAGAUAACUUGUGUCAGUGUCACUAUAACCCACUGAAUCUGCCUCUAUCCAUCAGCCAACCUACUGUAUGUAACUCAAGUAACAGCCUGCUCUUAGACAGUAACACUACUGAAUAGAAUGUAGUUUAUUACUCAGUCAACUUCUGCCAGCAAGUAAUAGAUCGAGCAACAUGAACAACACAUAUUAGAGAAUGUUGUAUUUACUUCUUGCCAAGGCGUGCACACUCAACAGUGUUUACUACAUUUCACUCUUUGUUAUCAGGUCCCACAAUUUGCCUGCAAGAAACUUGGGUCCAGGUUGUGUUAGUUUUAAAUCGGAGUCAGUGUCUGAUGGACAGGCUGCACAGGUAGUCCGAGGGGGAGUGUUAGUCAGUGUAACUCCACGUACCGUAGAGGAGUCAUCAGAUACGGCUUCAGGAUUUUGGAAAUGACUGUAUGUUCACCUGACUGCACCCUAAUGCUUGUAUGUACAGUAUGUAUGUGUCUGAUCCUGAUAAUAACCACUUUAUUUGCUGAAGAGGAGUCCCAUUUAUGAGUAGUGGACUGUGUAGUCCAAACAUAACAAAUAGCUAGCAAGUAGCCUCAGCUAACUAAUUGUAUUACGAGAGUUAGCCAAGUUCAGGCUCCACCUGGAUGAGAAAACACAAGCGAUCAACUCUGGAAAAACUGAUGUGAUGAAGUCCUUGGUGCACCGCCCCGACCUCUAAGUUCAUGUCAUACGUUACACAGUCUUGCUUUGCCACGUUGCUCCUUCUGUAUGUAUCUCCUGAAUAACUGUAGCCUGCAAUGCUUUAAAGAAGCGUCAAGCUGAGAAUUAUGUUGACUUUAUUUCACAUGCUGACAAAAUGUCACGAUUUAUUGUAAAUAGUUUAAUUUUUCCACUAUAAUGUAUCAGUCGUUGAGGUAAUAAAGGAGUGAGAGCA
Molecule: messenger RNA, 3174 nt
Organism: Acanthopagrus latus (yellowfin seabream)
Lineage: Eukaryota; Metazoa; Chordata; Actinopteri; Spariformes; Sparidae
Gene: fsd1
Product: fibronectin type III and SPRY domain containing 1
Exons: 13
Coding region: 199-1680 (493 amino acids)
Molecular function (GO): protein binding
Source: RefSeq, a predicted model, not a curated record